Caenorhabditis auriculariae is the source of this 2278-nucleotide messenger RNA. The record is from the annotation of a GenBank genome assembly. NCBI's taxonomy places the organism in Eukaryota, Metazoa, Nematoda, Chromadorea, Rhabditida, Rhabditidae.
AUGACCCGGGUAGCGCUAUUGUCAUUUCUUGUGGCGCUAGUCGCGGCGGAGAAGUUUGGCGCCGAACCGAAACGGGACUACACGGGGUACUGUAGCUUUUGAAAGCAGAUUACGGUAGAUUUCUCGCCUAGGUACAAGUUGAUACGGAUCAAGUCGCCUGAGGCCGAUGCCUUGCUCGAGAAGAUUGAGAACUUCAACUAUGAGGUGGAUUUUUCGCCUUUUUUCAAUUUUCCAAGGUGAAAAUUCAGAUCGGCGACAAGGAACGUCUUCUGGUCGACGUCUGGCUGGAGCCGUCCAAACAGAACCCCUACGCGGAGAUCCUGGUCGCCCCGGAGUUUCUACAACGGCUUCUGACCGAGUUCAAGGAGUUCAUCGACAUCGAACACACUGUCGUUGAACACGACGUUCAGAGGUUCAUUGGUCCGAAAAUCCGGAAAAUCUUGAAUAAAAAGGUUCCAAAAAAGCACAGGAGUACUUUUUCGAAUAAUUCCACUUUCCCGCUUUUCUCAGGAACUUCAGAGUGGCUCCUAUAGGGGCAAACAUUUAGAGAUUCCCCUCUAGUGACCACUUGAAUGUAAAAAUAUUGACAGAGGUCGAAUUGAUCAAGUUCGUCUUCUCAAUUUCAAACUGGAACGAGGAAUUAAAAGACCCCUAUAGGGACUACUCAAGGUUCAGGGGCUUUAACGUCAGACCGUAAUUGGUAAAAUCCUAUAAGGACCACUUGAUUCUUCCGUAAAUAUCUAUAAUAGCCACUUGAAUUUUUCCUUAAACCCCUAUAAGGACCACUUGAAUUUUUCGGUAAACCCCUAAAAAGACCAAUUGAACUUUUGAUAAACCCUUAUAAGGACCACUUGAAUUUUACCCCUAUAGGGGGCACUUUUUCAUCAUAUGUAGGGGUUGUGUUCCCCCUCAAUCCCCUAUAGGGACCACUCUGGCAAUCCUGAGCUCUUCAUCGAGCUGUUAAAAAACUGUCAAAAAAGGUAGAAAAUGCCAAAAGCCGCGUCGCGUACGCAACGCUUCACUAUUGUGUCAAUUAAUCCAUUUCGCCUUCCAAGUCGAGAAGGAUUGACUGUAAAAAAAAGACUGAAAUACAGAAUUCAAGAGGGACUUGCAGAAAAAUCACGGAAGAACGAGAACAACUCGGACUGGACAAACGACGAUACAAAAGAUCUCUCAGAAAUUGGCAAUCCUUCAACGAAAGCGCCUAUCAUUCUUAUCAGGAGGUGAAUAUUUUGGCCUUUUUUUCGGUUUAAGCAGUAGUAGAAAAAAAAGAGUAUUACUGUAGCCCAUUUUCGUUCAUACACAGUCACGAUAUCCUUACCACACUGCCAAAGUCGAAAGUGCGAAAAAUGGGUGCAAAAUGGCCGCUAAACGGGUUCCGUUUUGCGGCCUUUAUUGAGCCUUUCUUUCUUGGUUAACCCACCCCUAUAGUGGCCACUAUUUUCCGUUUUAGUGGCCACUAUAGAGGUUCUCUGUUUAGUGGCCACUUAAGUAGUUUUUCAUCCAGUAUUCUUUCCAGUAACUCUGAUAAUUUCAUAACAAACAGAUUGGGCCAGUUAUGUUGUUCCAUCGACCCCUAAAGUGGCCACUAAAAUUUUUAGUGGUCUAGUAGUAGCUCUUAGACCUUUAUAGUGGCUACAAGAUUUUAACCCCUUAAGUGGCCACUAAUUUGACUACUUUAGUGGCCAUUAAAACGUCAAAACCCUGGAGUGGCCACUAAAAAUUUUCCCAGAAUUUUGUGUUUAUCAAAAAGGUCCAAAAAGGGUGGAAAAAGGCCGAUGAAAGGACGGAAAAGGGCAGUAAAAAGGAAACCUUUUGCACCCAUAACGGACCCUCAAAGGACCCGUAAAUGGUCCUUCCGACUUUGCCUAUGCCAGGUUGCCCUUAGUUUUCAUUUUUUUUUUUUGAAAUUCAAGCUUUUGACCUUCCUGUCAAUUUUCGAAACAGUUUCAAAAAACUAAACUAUCCUUUUUUCAUCAUAAAUCCCUUCCAGAUGGUCGAUUUUAUGCGUGUCUUGUCCCAACAGCGGCCUGACAUGGUCACCUUCUUGAACAUCUCCAAAUCUUUCGAAGGAAGGCAGAUUUAUGGGGUCAAGGUAGUUCUCAACAACCUUGAGUGAUUUUGAAAUGGAACUUUAAAGAUCCAUUCGCGAGCCGGCGCCCCGAUGCCGGAGAAACCUUCGAUAAUCGUCGACGCCGGCGUUCAUGCCAGGGAAUGGAUCGCCCCGGCCGUCGCCCUCUACAUGAUCAAGAAGGUUUUCAUCUUUCAGCAACACUAG